Zeugodacus cucurbitae (melon fly) is the source of this 1428-nucleotide messenger RNA. Its product is annotated as gustatory receptor for sugar taste 64c-like. Gene Ontology annotation, biological process: detection of chemical stimulus involved in sensory perception of taste; sensory perception of sweet taste. The record is from RefSeq and is a predicted model, not a curated record. The transcript has 8 exons. Gene Ontology annotation, cellular component: membrane. Lineage: Eukaryota; Metazoa; Arthropoda; Insecta; Diptera; Tephritidae. The coding region runs from base 376 to 1275 and encodes 299 amino acids. Gene Ontology annotation, molecular function: sweet taste receptor activity.
UGGAGCAUGAACUGGCUUCUUGCAAUAACAAAAGCAACUUUCAUUGUGAAUGAACGACUGCUGGCUGGGGUGAAACGCGAAUAUUCCUGUCAUGCGGCAGCAAUUAUUCCUGAGCAUUUGUUGUUUUUCACAGUCAAGUGUUUUUGUUGCCGUUCAGCUGAUUGCUUAUGCUAAGUCAGUGAUUGAUUUGUUAUUGUUGCAAUUUAAAUCUCAUUUGCGGUUGUGGCACUUACAUUUGACUCCUUAAGGCACUAUGGAUUGGAAGUAUUUGCAUAUUGGCAAUUAAAUCGUCCUUUCAGUUUCAGCAUCAUAUCGGCGGUUAGUGUCAGCAGUUUUCUGCAGCUCGCACGAAAGUGGCCCAAUCUGAUAAAGCAUAUGCAUCGCUGCGAAGUUGUAUUUCUACAGAAAUCCUAUGCUAACGGAGAAUCCCGUAACUUCACUAAGAACGUUCGUAAAUUUGGCGCCAUUUUACUUUUCGGUGCGGCAAUGGAGCACUCUGUGUACAUUGGAACUGCAAUUUUCAAUAAUGAUUUUCAAAUUAAGAAGUGCAACUUAACGGUGGAUUUUUGGAAGAAUUAUUACAUGCGCGAACGUUUGCAGAUAUUUUCGAUAUUCAACUACCACGCUUGGUUGAUUCCAUUAGUGCAGUGGAUUACCAUAUCGACUACUUUCGCUUGGAACUAUGUGGACAUAUUUUUAAGCAUGAUAUUUCGUUGUUUUGCGAUACGAUUUAGGCAGAUGCAUUGGAGAAUCAAGCGCCAUGCUAAAAAGCAAAUGCCUGAUGAAUUCUGGCAGCAGGUGCGUACUGAUUUCAUGGGUCUAGUAGACUUGUUGCAUCGUUACGACGAUGGACUGUCAAUCUUGAUACUUGUGUCUUGUUGCAAUAAUCUUUACUUUAUAUGUGUGCAAAUAUUCCACAGCUUCAACAAUCGAGACAAUUUUAUGAAGGAGUUUUAUUUUUGGUUUUCGUUGCUAUUCGUUUUGGUGCGAAUCUUGACAAUGAUGCUGUCGGCCGGUGCGGUGCAUGAUGAAGCGAAUCAAAUAAUGUCGACCAUGUAUGAGAUCCCAACUAAGUUUUGGUGCCUCGAACUCAAACGCUUAAAUGAAAUCAUCGUUCACGAUUUGGUCUCAUUUAGUGGUAAGGGUUUCUUCUAUUUAACGCGUCGCCUCAUAUUUGCCAUGGCUGGCACUAUUGUUGUGUAUGAAUUGGUGCUAAUCGAUCAGGUGGAGGAUAAGGAUGUGGCUACAGACUUUUGCACAUCACGCAAUGUUUAAGCGCUUAGAAAGGCAGAAGAGCCGAGAUACAAUAUUCAAGCAAACCAACUAAAUAAAUAGAACAAAAAUAAAUAAUUUUUCAAACUAAGAGCACAUGCGCACUCAUUUCAGUAAAUAUGUUACCAUUUUCCUCACAAAUACAACAACAACUGU